AUGUCCACCCUUACCUCAGUGCUGGCCAUGGACGGGGAGAACUACCUGCAUCCAGAAGGCCCUCAGCUGAACAGCAGCAUGUUCUCAGUGGGCGCCUCAAACAUGGAGAGUUCAAUAUUUACCUCCUCUGGUACCUGGGGACCCUUUUCUCAGCAGCCUGGAUACUGCCCUAUGCAAUCUGGAAACCAGCAAUACCACUUGAAUAACAGCACUACCACCAACAUUCCUGAUAUGCACAUGAGCAUGUACCCGGGAUUCUCUGACAUGGACUUUCCCAGCCUCCCUAAAAAUGGGAAUGGAGACUUCGCCCAGGACCUGUCCUGCAUUGAUGACCUCUCAAACUCUUUGUUCUCUUCUCCCGCGGACUCGCUGUCGGAGUACGCCGACACCCAGUCCUACAUCCCCUCCAAUCACCCGGAUCCAGUUCCCACACUCUGGGACAUUAACACUAGCCCCGCCACCACACAAGCACAGAGCCACUUAGAGCAAAAUGGCGACAGGUUUCAAGGCUUGACCAGUUUGGAAGAUAUUUCUGCUAUAAUCAGCACGCAAGCUUUAGGACUCCAGACUCCAGUAACACAACCACCACCAGAGGAAGAAGAGGAGGCUGAGGAGGAGGAACCAGAGGAGCUCGGCCAUGUUGACACAUACGCAGAGUACAAACCCUCAAAAUCCACAAUAGGAAUUUCACAUCCUGACAUUGUUGUGGAAACCAACACGCUGUCCAGCGUCCCUCCUCCGGACAUCACAUACACUCUAUCUAUUCCGGACUCAACUAUUAACAGUGGCCUGCUGUCUGCACUGCAGUUAGAGGCCAUUAUCUACGCCUGUCAGCAACACGAGGUGAUUCUCCAGAACAACCAGAGAGCAGGCUUCCUGAUUGGAGAUGGAGCAGGCGUUGGAAAGGGACGCACCGUGGCAGGAAUCAUUCUGGAGAACUAUCUUAAGGGACGAAAGAAAGCACUGUGGUUCAGCAUAUCCAAUGACCUGAAAUACGACGCAGAGAGAGAUCUCAAAGACAUAGAUGCACCAAAUAUCCCGGUGCAUGCCUUAAACAAGAUAAAGUAUGGAGACACAGCUACCUCAGAAGGAGUCCUGUUUGCAACUUACUCUGCACUCAUCGGAGAGAGCCAGGCAGGAGGCCAGCACCGGACGAGAAUCAAACAGAUCCUGGACUGGUGCAAGCAGGACUUUGAUGGAGUUAUUAUUUUUGAUGAAUGCCACAAAGCCAAGAACGCCACAUCCACAAAAAUGGGCAAGGCAGUUCUUGACCUGCAGAACAAGCUGCCACACGCCAGAGUGGUGUACGCCAGUGCCACAGGUGCCUCUGAGCCAAAGAACAUGAUUUAUAUGAGCCGCCUGGGAAUCUGGGGCGAGGGCACACCCUUCAGGACCUUUGAUGACUUCCUGCAUGCCAUUGAGAAGAGAGGGGUCGGGGCUAUGGAGAUUGUGGCCAUGGACAUGAAAGUGAGCGGCAUGUAUAUUGCCAGACAGCUAAGCUUCUCUGGCGUUUCUUUCCGCAUCGAGGAGAUCGGCCUGGACAGCGACUUCAAAGAGGUCUACAACAAAGCUGCCAAGCUGUGGGCGGAGGCAUUGAAAAUGUUCAUGCAGGCAGCUGAUGAGCUGGGGCUGGUCAGCAGGAAGUCCCUGUGGGGACAGUUCUGGUCAUCUCACCAGCGCUUCUUCAAAUACCUUUGUAUCGCUGCCAAGGUGCGCUGCCUGGUGGAGCUGGCUCAGAAGGAGCUGGAGGCUGGAAAGUGCAUCGUUAUCGGACUGCAGUCCACUGGAGAAUCACGCACCAGAGAGGUCUUGGAUGAAAACGAUGGGCAUCUUGACAGAUUUGUUUCUGCAGCAGAGGGAGUAUUCCAGUCUCUUGUAACAAAGCACUUUCCUUCAGAGAAACAAAGGAGAGAGAAGGCACCAGGGAAUAAAAGAAAAAAAGGGAAGCCUCGAGGUCGCCAGGCAAAGAUGCCCAAGCACACAGUGGACAGCGGCGGUGUGAUCAACAUCUCUGACGACAGCAGCAGUGACUCUGAGGGGAUGGACACCGACUCCAACUCUUCGCCAGACUCCCUGCAAGACAACGAUGACGUCAUCUUUGUUAACCACACUAGCCACCAGUCAGCUAGGAUAGAUGAGAUGAAGCACAGCCUGCUCAAUAAAAUUGCUGUACUGGGAAAAGAACUACCUCUCAACACAUUGGACGUGCUCAUAGAUAGGUUUGGAGGACCAGAUAAAGUUUCAGAGAUGACUGGACGUAAAGGUCGCGUGGUGCGACGUCCAGACGGCACCGUUCGCUACGAGUCCCGGGCCGAGCAAGGCUCCACCAUCGACCAAAUCAACAUCAAGGAGAAGGACCGCUUCAUGUGUGGAGAAAAGUUGGUGGCCAUCAUCUCAGAAGCAGCCAGCUCAGGGAUUUCCCUGCAGGCCGACAAACGAGUGAAGAACCAGAGGCGAAGGGUCCACAUGACCCUGGAGCUGCCGUGGAGUGCAGACCGGGCCAUCCAGCAGUUCGGUCGCACUCACCGGUCCAAUCAGGUCACAGCACCAGAGUACAUCUUCCUCAUCUCAGAGUUGGCCGGGGAGAGACGUUUCGCAUCUAUUGUGGCCAAAAGACUCGAGAGCCUGGGUGCUUUGACCCACGGUGACAGAAGAGCCACUGAAUCGAGGGACCUGAGCAAGUACAACUUUGAGAACAAGUAUGGUACCAAGGCCCUGGAUAAAAUCACCAAAUCAAUCAAUGGCUACAUAGAAAACAAGGUGCCUCCUCCCAAAGGAUACCCUGAAGGGGACGCCAUGUUCUUCAGAGACAUGAAAGUUGGAAUGAUGGAUGUGGGCAUCAUCUGUAAGGAGCCUCGCUUUGGCAUCAGUACUGAGAAAGACUGCAGCAUCACCAAGUUCCUGAACCGCAUCCUGGGCCUGGAGGUCCACAAGCAGAACUACCUCUUCCAGUACUUCACAGAUAACUUCGACUACCUGAUCGAGAAGGACAAGAAGGAGGGAAAAUACGACAUGGGAAUCCUAGAUCUGGCCCCCGGCAAUGAUGAGAUUUAUGAGGAGAAGCAGGAAACUUUCCUGACAGUCGGAAAUCCUCAAGAUGGACAGGUUGUUCUUUAUAAGAUCAGCGUGGACAGAGGAAUGCCGUGGGAGGAGGCGUACAACAGGUCACUGAAGCUCACCGGUCCUGAGGAGGGAUUCUACCUUUCCCAUAAGCUGCGAGGUAACAGCCCGUGUGUGCUGCUGGCCGAGCAGGGAAGAGGUAAAAACUUCAACAUCUACAAGCCCAACAUUGGCAAGCAGACGCAGCCCGAGAGCCUCAGCAACCUGCAGCAACGUUACAGAAAGGUUACUUUCUUGGAGGCCAGGGAGAGCUGGGAGAACCAGUUCACCUUUUCCUUUAAGAACUGCAGCCACGCCAACUGGAAUGGGAAGUGUAAGAAAAUCGAGGAGGGCCAGGAGUGUCUGGCGGGGAUGCGUCUCCGCCAGUAUCACAUGCUGUGCGGAGCUUUGUUACGGGUGUGGAAGCGGGUCUCCGACGUUGUGUCCGACAUCACCAGCUCCAGCAUUCUGCAGAUCGUCCGCCUCAAAACCAAGCAGCACAACAAGCAAGUCGGCAUCAAGAUCCCAGAAAACUGCGUGGCCCGCGUGCGCGAGGAGCUGCUGCAGAUGGACGAGGAGGUGAAACGGAGGCGGAAAGAGAAGGAGCAGCAGGAGCGCAUGCGCAAAAUGGAGCAGGAGAACAAGCACCUUCUGGAGAACCUGUUCAGCCGGAAGCCCAUCCAAAACCAGACGCUCGUUCAUCCUCUGGUGUCCAACCCGUUCCCCAAACAGAACCUGAACGCUCUGCAGAGGACUCAGCUUGGCAGCUUCUCCCAGCCGUCCUCCCACAGCCCGUCACUGUUCCCUCUCAACGGCUGGCCCAACAACUCCUCCUCCUUGUCCUCUCCCUCCUCCGCCACCAACGGCCAGGUCUGCCAGUCCAGUCACAGAUUCCCCCCGUUCUACGGCUCGUCGUCUUUCAUGUCUUUCCCUCAAUCCAAGAACCCGCCGCUCCAGCUCACCCAGUUCUCGCCGGCUCCCCUUCUGUCUUCCAAGAACCCUCUGGACGAAAUCUUGGACCUGACCGUGAGCCCGCCUUCUUCGUCUCCGGACAGCACCACGGCCAACCCGGCCGCGUUCGUGGAAGAUUUCAACCUGGACGUUCUCUUGGGCCAGACGGCGCCGGACAUGUUGACCGCUCCGCAGACGCAGCUGCCCCAACUCGACCUGCAGCACAUCCUGCAGCACACGUCGGAGUCAGCGGCGACGCCGUCCAGCCAGUUCGACCUGCAGCGCCCGCCGGAGCCGCAGCAAGAGCAGCAGACGCAGGAGCAAAGCCGCGACUUGUUGGUCAACAACCACCAGGACAUACUAGAGCUACUUUGCGCAGGCCUGUCUCCGCCCCCGCCCGCGCAGAAAGCCGUCUCGUCGUCUUCCGCCCUGUCCCACUACCCCAAUCCGCCCUCCUCGUCCUCAUCAUCCUCCUCCUCGUCCUCGCUGUACUCCAGCGCGGCACACUCCUCCUGCUUUCCGGCGAACUCGCUGCUGCCGCUCUCGGACCCUUUACCCAACGGCCAGUGCGGCGUGGGCGCGCUGGACGUCCGCGAGGCUCUGAACAGCAUGCUGCAAGCCGGACCUGACCGCAAGUCCGUCAUCCAGUACCGUCAGCAAGACUGA
Xiphophorus hellerii (green swordtail) is the source of this 4716-nucleotide messenger RNA. RefSeq names its product strawberry notch homolog 2b (gene sbno2b). The transcript has 31 exons. The coding region runs from base 1 to 4716 and encodes 1571 amino acids. Gene Ontology annotation, molecular function: chromatin DNA binding; histone binding. Gene Ontology annotation, biological process: regulation of DNA-templated transcription. The record is from RefSeq and is a predicted model, not a curated record. NCBI's taxonomy places the organism in Eukaryota, Metazoa, Chordata, Actinopteri, Cyprinodontiformes, Poeciliidae. Gene Ontology annotation, cellular component: nucleus.